UAAAUCACCUCUAGCCAUAAGGCUGAUUAGGAACUUUGAACCGUUAACCUUCCGUACUUGGUACUCCGUAUCUGGCAUGAGCUCCAAUCGUUCAAUUUGGCCCAAUGACUCAAACUGCCUAAACCCUUGAGUACCAUUUUCCCUCUCUUCCUGUUGAGCAAAAACCCCCAACAUUUCCAGCAACAACCAACACUGCAACUUAGCUUCAACCCAUCAACAAUGGCGUCUAGACGAUGUUUCUCCACUCUCACUCGCCAUUCUUUCAACCCUCUUUUCUUCUCCAAAUCUCCCUCUCUUCACUCCCUCAAAUCCCUAACUUCUCACCUUCCUUCUCUUCAACGACUCCCUCAUUCUCUCUCUCCUCAAUUCAACCCUCAUUCAUUCCUCCCUCGCAACUUUUCUUCACGCACCCAAAACCCUAAAAAUCCUAAAAUCAUCGAAAAUGACGAUGAUGAAGACGACGACGAUGAUGAAGAAGAAGAUGAUGACGAGGAAGAGGAGGAUUAUUCGAGCGAAGAAGAGGGAGAAAGAUCAAAUGAGCCAUCUAAUCUUGCUGAUAGAUCGUAUUUUGUUGAGGAUAAACUUGAAGAAGCUGCUCAUAUUGGGUAUAAGGUUGUCGGGCCGCUUCUGCCCACUGAUCGGGUUUUUAAGCCCUAUGAACCCGCUUUCGCAGUUGUUCAGGUGGGAUCACAUCAAUUUAAGGUGAGUAAUGGGGAUUGCAUCUAUGUUGAGAAGCUCAAGUACUGUGAGGUCAAUGAUAAGUUGAUUUUAAAUAAGGUCUUGAUGGCCGGUUCACCAACCCAAACCAUGAUUGGGAGGCCUAUAUUGCCAGAGAUUGCAGUUCAUGCUGUCGUAGAGGAACAUGCUUUAGAUGCCAAGGUUAUCAUCUUUAAAAAGAAGCGAAGAAAGAACUACAGGAGGACCAAAGGUCACCGACAGGAGCUCACUAGGUUGAGAAUAACUGAUGUAGAAGGAAUUGAGAAACCAGAAGCACCACCAGUAGGGAAGACACCAAAAACUGCUGCUAAGAAAGUAGAAAAAGUAGCGGUGGCUGCAUAAUUGGGGUCUCACAUAGUCAACGUGACAACUGGUCAAGCUGAUGGUUUGAGGCUCAACUCUUGCAAACUGACACGGGAUUCCCAUGUCAUGUUUUCUGAAUCAAUGUUACAUGAGUCAUAUAAGCAGAAAGUUUUGAUUCUUGACCAUAUGUUAGCAUAUAUCAAAUCUUGUAGGUGUAUAAUUUGUUCAAUUCAUAAAACCAUCAUGUAGUGAUGUAGACAUGUGCAAUUCUUCUACCCUGAAUGAAAGGAGCAGGAGUUUUGCUGAAAUGACUCAAAUGAGUUCAAUAUUGUAGUCUUUUUGAUAAAGUUGUUAGAUUUAUGAAUCAUUUGUUUGCCUGUGGCCAGUUGUUCA
Molecule: messenger RNA, 1413 nt
Organism: Chenopodium quinoa (quinoa)
Lineage: Eukaryota; Viridiplantae; Streptophyta; Magnoliopsida; Caryophyllales; Amaranthaceae
Product: 50S ribosomal protein L21, mitochondrial-like
Exons: 5
Coding region: 220-1059 (279 amino acids)
Biological process (GO): translation
Cellular component (GO): ribosome
Molecular function (GO): RNA binding; structural constituent of ribosome
Source: RefSeq, a predicted model, not a curated record